Emericellopsis atlantica is the source of this 1168-nucleotide messenger RNA. RefSeq lists its product as uncharacterized. The transcript has 3 exons. The coding region runs from base 209 to 1168 and encodes 319 amino acids. The record is from RefSeq and is a predicted model, not a curated record. NCBI's taxonomy places the organism in Eukaryota, Fungi, Ascomycota, Sordariomycetes, Hypocreales, Bionectriaceae.
GCAUGUUGGACAGUGCACGAAUUUUUUGAUCACUCUGCGUCUUUGAGCUUCUCUAUCUCUUUCCAUCCGUGGUUGUAUUGCUUCUCUUCUCGGCUGGCCCGUUAUAUAUCGUUCGGUUCAUACACAUUACAACAACACCAUCGCCAAAAUCAACCGCAAAGCACCGAAUACCCUCUAAUUCCUCCAAACAAGAUCCCACUUGUUCAAGAUGAAGCUCUUCGCCACAGCAGCCAUCUACUUCCAGGCUACAACCGCUCUGGCGGUGCCGACACUCCUGGCUCGCGACACUCACCAUGACAGCGUAACCCUGCAAGGGGGGAUGGUUGCUGGAGAGAAAAGCGCAGGAGGACAGCCUCUUGAGAACUCUGACGUUGUCGAGGGCGGUGAUGCUGUCGAGAUUGUUGAACCCCCUGCUGCCGGCGGUAAGGGCGUCGGAGCCGGCGCCGGAGCCGGCGAUGGCGAUGGCGAUGGCGACGGUGAAGAAGGGGCGGUCGAAAACGAAGUCGAGAUCGAGGCACUUUUCGGAGACACUGUGGCACUCGAGGGCGGCGACCUCAAGCAGGAUGUCCUCUUCCCCCCUAACUUGAAUGGUGUCCUUGAGGUCGAGUUCCAGAAUGCUGAGGCUCGCUCCCUCGUCGUCACGGAGAAUCCGGCUCCUGCGGCCGCGCCGGCCGGGUUCGAGCACUUUGAGAACGUGACUUGGAUUGUCGAGCUUGCCGAUGGCACCGAGGGCUUGACUCUUCAGAAGAUUGACUACAUCCUCAACGCCGCAACUUUUGUGCUGACCAUGUCACCUUUUACUGCUACAGGCACUCUCGAUAUCAGCAAGGGCCAAAUUGGCCGCUUCUGUGCUGAAGCCAAUACCUUUGUUAUUGAUCCUGCGGUUGGCGAGCUGGAAUUUGAGGUGGAGGAGAACGAGCUGACCUUGACGGUCGACAAUAUGAACGGCGAAUGGGGUGUCUUUCUCCCCACCGUCGCAGGCGGCGACGCUGGAGCAGAUGAUGGUGCUGGUGCUGGUGCUGGCGCUGGUGCUGGCGCUGGCGCUGGCGACGCAGGGGAGGAAGAGGCCACUGCUGGAGAGCCCGGUGCCGGCGCGGGUGCCGGCGCGGGCACUGCCCUGCUCGAUGCUUUGAUGGCGUUCUUCGAGGAGGCUGGCGGUGCAGCUUGA